CUGUGGUCGCGUGACGUCAUUUCCGGCGACGCUCUGGCGCUUCCGGCGUGACUCGUUGGUUCCGGCGAGCGGCGAGCGCGGCUGAAAGUGACUUUGAGGAUUGGUUAAUUAGCCAUGGCUGAGGACAUCAAGGCCAAGCUGGGCCGGUACAAGACGGCGCCGUUCGACAGCCGGUUCCCCAACCAGAACCAGACCAGGAACUGCUGGCAGAACUACCUGGAUUUCCAGCGGUGCCAGCGCUCUCUCUCCUCCCGCGGUGCCGAUGUCACCCCCUGCCAGUGGUAUUUCCGCGUCUACAAGUCCCUGUGCCCGACCUCAUGGGUGACAGCGUGGGACGAGGCCCGUGAGGAGGGGACCUUCCCCGGCAAGAUCUGAGCGCCACCCCCCGGUGACGUCAUCGGUGACGUCAUCGGUGACAUCAUCAACGGCACCGCGCCUGGGGGAGGUGGCACCGCCCGCGGCGGGGAGGGGACACGGCUGUCACCCCACCCCGGGGAGGGGACCCGCGGUGACAGCGCCAAUAAAGGGUUAAAAACUGG
Messenger RNA from Catharus ustulatus (Swainson's thrush), 539 nucleotides. RefSeq names its product cytochrome c oxidase subunit 6B1-like. NCBI's taxonomy places the organism in Eukaryota, Metazoa, Chordata, Aves, Passeriformes, Turdidae. Gene Ontology annotation, cellular component: mitochondrion; respiratory chain complex IV. Bases 115 to 375 code for a protein of 86 amino acids. The record is from RefSeq and is a predicted model, not a curated record. The transcript is spliced from 5 exons.